UCCGCGCCAGCCCGCCCGCCCGCCCGCCCGCACGUUCGCUCGCUCGCUCGCUCGCAGCCGCGCCCGCCGCAGGCUGCGCCCGGCCGCCCCGCCCCGCCCCGCCCCGCCCCCCGCCGCUCGUCCCCGCCGCGGCCGCGCCGCCCGCAGCCGCAGCCGCUGCUCCUCCCCGGCGGCCGCCCCCCGCGGGUCCCUCCCUGGCUGCGGGAGACGCGGAGGUAGAGGGAGGACGCCGCCGCCGCUGAGCCGCGCCGCCCGCACCCGAACCCUUCGCCUCGCCCUGCCGGUCCUCACUCUGUGGGAGGAACAUGGAUAACCUCAGUGACACUUUAAAGAAGCUGAAGAUAACAGCUGCUGACAGGACAGAGGGCAGUCUGGAAGGAUGCUUGGAUUGUCUGCUUCAAGCCUUGGCUCAGAAUAAUGCAGAAACAAGUGAAAAAAUACAAGGAAGUGGAAUUCUUCAGUUGUUUGCAAAUCUGUUGACGCCACAGGCCUCCUGCACAGCCAAAGUAGCCGACAUCAUAGCAGAAGUAGCCAAAAAUGAAUUUAUGCGAAUCCCAUGUGUAGAUGCUGGAUUGAUUUCACCACUGGUACAGCUGUUAAAUAGCAAAGACCAGGAAGUGCUGCUUCAAACGGGCAGGGCAUUAGGAAACAUAUGCUACGAUAGCCAUGAGGGCAGAAGUGCAGUUGACCAAGCAGGUGGUGCACAGAUUGUAAUUGACCAUUUAAGGUCGCUGUGCGGUAGGACAGAUCCCGCCAGUGAGAAGCUCAUGACUGUCUUUUGUGGCAUGCUGAUGAACUAUAGCAAUGAGAAUGAUCUCCAUUCUUUGGAGUUUCCAUGAAUGUGACCUGAAGAACUUGGAACCAUUGAAAUUCAAAUGUAGAUUCCCUUCAGGCCCAGCUUAUUAGCAUGGGUGUUAUCCCGACCUUAGUGAAGCUACUGGGCAUUCACUGCCACAAUGCAGCACUCACCGAGAUGUGUCUCGUUGCGUUCGGGAAUUUAGCAGAACUUGAGUCAAGUAAAGAACAGUUUGCUAGCACAAACAUUGCUGAAGAGCUGGUAAAACUAUUCAAGAAACAAAUAGAACACGAUAAAAGAGAGAUGAUUUUUGAAGUUCUAGCGCCAUUGGCAGAGAAUGAUGCUAUUAAGCUGCAGCUGGUUGAAGCAGGUUUGGUAGAGUGUCUCCUAGAGAUCGUCCAACAGAAGGUGGAUAGCAACAAAGAGGACGACGUUGCCGAGCUUAAAACUGCUUCUGACCUCAUGGUUUUAUUACUGCUUGGAGAUGAGUCCAUGCAGAAACUUUUUGAAGGAGGAAAAGGCAGUGUGUUCCAAAGGGUGCUCUCCUGGAUCCCAUCGAAUAACCACCAGCUGCAGCUGGCUGGGGCAUUAGCCAUUGCAAAUUUUGCCAGGAACGAUGGAAAUUGUAUUCAUAUGGUAGACAAUGGGAUUGUAGAAAAACUCAUGGAUUUGCUGGACAGACACGUAGAAGACGGGAACGUGACGGUGCAGCACGCCGCACUAAGUGCCCUCAGGAAUCUAGCCAUCCCAGUUGUAAAUAAAGCAAAGAUGUUAUCAGCUGGUGUCACGGAGACGGUUUUGAAAUUCCUUAAAUCUGAAAUGCCCCCAGUUCAGUUCAAACUCCUGGGAACGCUAAGAAUGUUAAUAGAUGCACAAGAAGCUGCUGAGCAACUGGGAAAGAAUGCUAAACUGGUAGAGCGUUUGGUUGAAUGGUGUGAAGCCAAAGAUCAUGCCGGCGUGAUGGGCGAAUCAAACAGACUGCUCUCUGCCCUCAUCCGACACAGUAAAUCAAAAGAUGUAAUUAAAACCAUUGUACAGAGUGGUGGCAUCAAGCACCUGGUUACCAUGGCAACUAGUGAACAUGUAAUCAUGCAGAAUGAAGCUCUUGUCGCCCUGGCACUGAUAGCAGCCUUGGAACUGGGUCCCGCUGAGAAGGAUCUCGCAAGUGCUCAGCUUGUUCAGAUCUUACACCGACUGCUAGCAGAUGAGAGAAGUGCCCCGGAGAUCAAGUACAAUUCCAUGGUCCUGAUCUGCGCUCUCAUGGGAUCCGAAUCUCUAUACAAGGAAGUACAGGAUUUGGCCUUUCUAGAUGUUGUCUCCAAACUUCGAAGUCAUGAGAACAAAAGUGUUGCCCAACAGGCCUCGCUUACAGAGCAGAGACUUACAGUGGAAAGCUGAGAACUGGCCCUGCUGGCACCAGGCUCAUCCCAGCUCCGCCCACUCCACUGUUCUCCAUCCAGCUGCUUCUUCAACUCCAUUCUCUACUACAUCACUUGUGCAUGCGUGUAAUGUUCCAGUACCAAUGGAAGAACUGCUAUAGGUACCUGCCUAAUAAGAUUUCUAAACCCAUAGUUAAUGUGAACAUGACUGUCAGAACAAGUCUCCACCCAUAACUGUUAAAUCCUAUACUCCUGAUGCUUGAGCUACAUUAAGUAGAAUGUGCAUGUUGUAGUCCUAUGAUGAUGUAAACUUGGUACUCCAUGCUGACUUGCUCCUCACAUGCAGUAAGCUACAUAAUAAUGUACUGGUAAACUAGAAACAAAGAAUGCAGCAGGACCUGUCUAGCUUAUUUAAAGAUGAAACUGAAUCGUCAAGGUAGCACCACGUAUUCUGGUCUGGUUUUGUUUUGUUUUGUUUUGGUGCUGGGGAAGCACAGCGAUCAAAAAGCCUGUAUGGCUGCUCACUCAUUAAUCUUCUGCCAACGUCAGGCCUGUACCACCUAAACUUGAAUAGGUCCAAUAUUCCUUCCUUCCCUACGGUUUCUCCUUUUUCUGAACUAUAUAGGCAGUUUGCCAAGCAACACAGCAAACCUUCCUGAGGCUCCUGAUUCCAUCUUUAAGCGACAGUGGUACAGGGGCUCAGUGCUGAAACAUGGAUUUUAAUGUGAGUGGAGCGUAGGAAGGAGUUAAAAGAAACCCUGGCAUACUGAACCACUUUGGAUCUUGCCUGUACUUUAGAUUCCGAUUUGUGUGUGGUUACAUCUAGAACUUCCAUCAGCUAGCCAGCAUUGUCAGCAUGUCUCUAAAGCGUCCUUGAUGUUUGUUCGGUGAAGGAAACUGAGGCGGCUUGUUUGGUGGAGAAUGGACUUCCCCCCCCCCCCCCCGGUUUUCAUCUUUUAGGGUGAAAGCAGGGAGAUUCAUCUUUCAUGCUCCCUUUCAAUGUGCUAAUUCUAAUUGGACAUAAGAGGAAACCUGAAGUAAGCUUGUCUAAAGAGAGGAAGGCCGGUUUUAAAAGCCAUAGUAGCCAGUCCAGUACAUUCUGCAGAUGGCCUCAUAGCAGUCAUUGUUAGAGUUCUUCACCUCCACUUUCCCACUGAGAACCACAAUAAUCUCCCAGGCUGCAAGCCAGGACUCGCCGCAAAGACUCUUCUUGGCAUAAUGUAGUGUGCUCGUCACUGCCACUAACCACCACCAAGUGAGUUCUUAGAGCUUUGACACACAGUCUUUAUAAAUUAAUCGGGAUUCCCUGUGACCCGCCUUCCUCCUCACACCCAAGGUUGAGUCCUGCUGAUGUCUGAGGGAGGCUGAGCUCCGUUACAGGAGUGGAGGGCAGUGAGGGGCUGCUGAGAGGGACCAGCUCCUUCCUCCCCCGACAGGAGAUACCUGUAUCUCUGCGUUCUCUAAAUCGGACUUUGCUUUUCACACUUUUAAAUUCAAGAAAGAUUUACUUCAUGUAAGUGAAAACCUGACUGACAGUUCCCUCUGAUGUCCAAAUAAGGGAACUGUGGUGAGCGCCUGUGCUUGCUCACUGGAGAAAUGAGUGCUUUAUUGUCUUUCUCCUGGGCUGGAUAAGUGGACUAAUGUUGCAUAAUACUGUCCAUAUUAAUAACUUAAUAAAUAAAUAGUAUAUGAAACUACAGUGA
Mus musculus (house mouse) is the source of this 3878-nucleotide messenger RNA. RefSeq names its product RAP1, GTP-GDP dissociation stimulator 1 (gene Rap1gds1). The coding region runs from base 908 to 2194 and encodes 428 amino acids. Gene Ontology annotation, molecular function: guanyl-nucleotide exchange factor activity. The record is from RefSeq and is a predicted model, not a curated record. Gene Ontology annotation, cellular component: endoplasmic reticulum; cytosol; mitochondrion. NCBI's taxonomy places the organism in Eukaryota, Metazoa, Chordata, Mammalia, Rodentia, Muridae. The transcript is spliced from 16 exons.